AGAGCACUCUCGAAAUAGUUGCAUUCGCCUUUCAUGUUGUUGACCUACAUCAGGCUCACUGGGGGAAAAUCAGUGCCAGCAUGUAACGCAAAACACGACUAGCGGGGACUACAAGCAAGACAUGGAGAGUUAAGGUCAAAGAGUUGUCUCCUUUGUAGCAAGGCGGACAAUGUCCUGCACGUGGCGCGACUGCACGGACAACGGCGGCGAGAAGAUCAAGGUUGAGUGUUUUGAUGGCCUUCUGUUCCCGCCAAAACCCAUCGACGUCACGUCCGAGAAACAGUGUCACGAUAUCCGGGACUUGGAGGUCAGAGAGGACGAUGUCUUCGUACUGUCCUACCCCAAAUCAGGGACUCACUGGACGUGGGAGGUGACACAGAUGCUUGUAGCUGAAACAUCCGAGUACCGCAAAGAAAGAAUGCCAGUUUUUGUUCUGGAUAUAACGUCCAAGGCGGACCUGGACGCUAUGACGUCUCCCAGGGUGUUCGCGACUCACUUCCGCUUCCGGUACUUCCCACAACAGGUGCUCAAGAAGGGAAACAAAGUUGUCAUGGUUCACAGGAAUCCUAAGGACGUCGCCGUGUCAACUUAUGGGAUGUACACGGGGACAAAGAGCAUGGCCAUGUACGACGGCAAGUGGGACGACUACUUCGACAUGUGGUUGAGCGGGGACGUGCCCUACAACUCAUGGUUCGACUUUGAGCUGGAGUGGCAGAAGGAGUUGGGAGAACACCCAGAGAUGAACGUGCAUCACGUGCAUUAUGAAAAAAUGAAGAAGGACCCCGUCGAGUGUGUUAAAGGCAUAGCCUCGUUCCUGGGUCGUGACGUCAGUGACGAGACAUGCGCGGACAUCGCAGAAGCUUGUGGGUUCCAGAAGCUCCGCCAAGCGUACAGCGACUUCAAGGGCGAUAAGUUGAAGGGGGCCUGGAAGGACGGCACGGGGAUUUUCAGAAAAGGCGAGGUCGGGGACUGGAAGAACUGGUUCACGGUGUCCCAGAGUGAGAGGCUAGACCAGGAAUUCACGGAUAGGAUGGGAGCCAGUAGGUGGACGUAUAGCUUCACCAUGUGACCCCUCUCUAUCAGCUGUGUAUGAAGAACGGGGAGUCAGCAUCAAUGACCGGUCCCCCAUCCCUAACAGUUGUGAAUUGCGGGUUGAUGACUGUACAAGGUGUAUUGAGUCGUGGUCAGAUGCUUGUAGUCAAGGGACGCUUUUGCCUUGUUAGAGUUGUCUAGUCAAGACAUGUAAUCGGAACAGUUUCUCAGUAAUAUCACUACGUUUUCCACAAUGGGGAAUCCACGAGCACGGUUAUAUUUGUGCCCCCCCCCCCCCC
Molecule: messenger RNA, 1331 nt
Organism: Haliotis rufescens (red abalone)
Lineage: Eukaryota; Metazoa; Mollusca; Gastropoda; Lepetellida; Haliotidae
Product: sulfotransferase 1C4-like
Exons: 7
Coding region: 170-1069 (299 amino acids)
Biological process (GO): sulfation
Cellular component (GO): cytoplasm
Molecular function (GO): sulfotransferase activity
Source: RefSeq, a predicted model, not a curated record